AUGAAUGAAUGGCGUAAACAGGCUGAGACAGAGAGUGCAGCUGAGAAGAUGAUGACUCAGGAGGAAUUAGAGCGUAAAAAGAAGAAGGAAGAAAAAGCUAAGGAGAAGGAGCUUAAGAAACUUAAAGCUGCUGAGAAAGCUGCCAAAUUCAAACAGCAACAAAAUGAUUCUUCUACUUCUAAAAAGAAGAAGAAUGCCAGGAGAGAUGCCUCCGCCGCCGAUGACAAUCCUCUGGAUUAUGAAGAUCCACCCACUCCUUUUGGUCAAAAGAAGAUACUUUCAUCUCUAAUGGCUAAACAGUACAAUCCGACUGCUGUUGAGAAAUCAUGGUAUGACUGGUGGGACAAGUCUGAAUACUUUGUAGCUGAUGCUAAGAGCUCCAAACCCCCUUUCGUUAUUGUGCUUCCCCCUCCAAAUGUCACUGGGGCUCUUCAUAUCGGCCAUGCCCUUACUGCUGCCAUAGAGGAUACGAUCAUUCGUUUCAAGAGAAUGUCAGGGUUUAAUGCCUUGUGGGUGCCUGGUGUGGACCAUGCUGGGAUAGCCACGCAGGUGGUUGUAGAGAAGAAGCUAAUGCGUGAUCGCCACUUAACCAGACACGACCUAGGACGUGAGCAAUUUGUAUCCGAAGUUUGGAAGUGGAAAGAAGAAUAUGGUGGUACCAUAUUAAAGCAGUUACGCCGGUUGGGUGCAUCUCUCGAUUGGUCACGUGAGUGUUUUACAAUGGAUGAUAAAAGAUCAAAGGCUGUGACAGAGGAAUUUAUUCGGUUAUACAAGGAAGGUCUUAUCUAUAGGGAUAUUCGGCUAGUAAAUUGGGACUGCACCUUACGUACGGCUAUAUCUGAUGUCGAGGUAGAUUAUGUGGAUAUCAAAGAAAGGAAGUUGCUAACUGUUCCUGGAUGCAAGGAGCCAGUGGAAUUUGGUGUUUUAACCUCAUUUGCUUAUCCUCUUGAGGGAGAUCUGGGUGAAAUAGUGGUUGCCACAACUCGGGUGGAAACCAUGUUGGGUGAUACGGCUGUUGCCAUACAUCCUGAUGACCCAAGGUACAGUCAUCUGCAUGGAAAAUUCGCGAUUCACCCGUUUAAUGGAAGAAAACUUCCAAUAAUUUGUGAUGCUAUUCUUGUUGAUCCUAAUUUUGGGACUGGUGCUGUUAAGAUCACUCCUGCACACGAUCCAAAUGAUUUUGAUGUUGGGAAGAGACACAAUCUGGAAUUUAUUAAUAUCUUCACUGAUGAUGGGAAGAUUAAUAGUCUUGGCUCUGAGUUUGCAGGGAUGCCACGGUUUGAGGCCCGCGAGGCAGUGAAGGAAGCAUUACAGAAAAAAGGAUUGUAUAGAGGAGCUAAAAACAAUGAGAUGCGACUUGGUGUCUGUUCAAGAAGCAAUGAUGUUGUAGAGCCAAUGAUUAAACCCCAAUGGUUUGUCAAUUGCUACAGUAUGGCAAAGCAGGCUCUUGAAGUGGCAACGGAUGGAGAAAUUCCAAGGCUUGAAUUUAUUCCAAAACAAUAUUUGGCUGAAUGGAAAAGAUGGCUUGAGAAUAUACGUGACUGGUGUAUCUCAAGGCAACUUUGGUGGGGCCACCGGAUUCCUGCUUGGUAUGUUACACUUGAAGAUGAUGAAAUAAAGGAAAUUGGUGCCUACCAUGACCACUGGGUUGUGGCUAAAAACGAGGAGGAGGCUCUAGCAGAUGCUAAUCAGAAAUUUUCUGGGAAGAAAUUUCAGAUUAUCCAGGAUCCAGAUGUACUGGACACUUGGUUCUCCUCUGGUUUAUUUCCAUUAUCGGUGUUGGGGUGGCCAGAUGAUACUGAUGAUUUAAAAGCGUUUUAUCCAACUUCAAUUCUUGAAACUGGGCAUGAUAUUUUAUUCUUUUGGGUUGCUCGGAUGGUGAUGUUAGGCAUUAAACUGGGAGGUGAUGUACCGUUUAGGAAGGUUUACCUGCAUCCUAUGAUUCGGGAUGCACAUGGCCGUAAGAUGUCAAAGUCUUUGGGAAAUGUUGUUGACCCACUUGAGGUAAUAAAUGGGAUAAGCCUCGAAGGCCUGCACAAGAGGCUUGAGGAAGGUAACUUGGAUCCAAAAGAGCUGGUUGUGGCAAAAGCAGGGCAGAAGCAAGACUUCCCUAAUGGUAUAGCUGAAUGUGGUGCAGAUGCUCUUCGAUUUGCUCUCGUCUCCUAUACAGCUCAGUCCGACAGAAUAAAUUUGGACAUUCAACGAGUUGUUGGAUAUCGUCAGUGGUGUAACAAAUUGUGGAAUGCUGUUCGAUUUGCCAUGAGUAAACUCGACACUGAUUACACCCCUCCACAGACAUUACUUCUGGAAGCCAUGCCUUUAAGCUGCAAGUGGAUACUCUCUGUACUUAACAAGGCUAUAACCAAAACUGUUUCAGCUAUGAACUCUUAUGAAUUCUCAGAUGCUGCCAGUGCUGUGUAUUCAUGGUGGCAAUAUCAGUUUUGUGAUGUUUUUAUUGAAGCAAUCAAACCUUACUUUUCUGGUGAUGGGUCAUCAUUUGCCUCUGAGAGGAGUUUUGCACAAGAUACUCUGUGGGUAUGCCUGGACAAUGGACUGCGAUUGCUUCACCCCUUAAUGCCGUUUGUUACUGAAGAGUUGUGGCAACGCCUUUCUCCAGCCAGGGGCCAUAAAAGAAAAGAGUCGAUUAUGAUAUCUGAAUACCCUACAGCCGAAGAUGCCUGGACAAAUGAAGAGGCAGAACACGAAAUGGACCUUGUUGAGUCUACUGUCAAAUGCCUAAGGUCGUUGAGGGCUAAGGUGCUUGGGAAGCAAAAAAAUGAAAGGCUACCGGCUUUUGCUUUUUGCCUAAAUGAGGAUAUUUCGAAGAUCAUUACAAGCUACAACUUGGAGAUUUUAACUCUUGCAACUUUAUCAACUAUGAAGGUUUUAUUGAGCGAGAAAGAUGCCCCUCCAGGUGGAUGUGCAUUUGAGAAUGUUAACGAGAAUCUUGCAGUCUAUCUUCAGGCUGAAGGAAAAAUUGACACAGAAGCAGAGCUUGAGAAGAUGAGAAACAAAAUGGACGAGAUACAAAAACAACAAGAGAAAUUGGAGAAGAUGAUCAACGCAUCUGGCUAUAAAGAAAAGGUGCCCUCCCACAUUCAGGACGAGAAUGCCGAAAAGCUGACCAAACUAUUUCAAGAAAUGGAAUUCUUCAAGAAAGAGAGUGAACGGCUGGAAGCCGAAAAGAGCACAAAACGCCUACGAGUUCAGAAUAGGAGAGGGAAGAAAAACAUAGUCGCUGCAUUGUCAAGAAAUGCUGAAUCAAGGGCUCAAAUGGUUGGGAUUUAG
Dovyalis caffra is the source of this 3288-nucleotide messenger RNA. The record is from the annotation of a GenBank genome assembly. NCBI's taxonomy places the organism in Eukaryota, Viridiplantae, Streptophyta, Magnoliopsida, Malpighiales, Salicaceae.